AUAUAAAACAAAAAUGAGGCAUCAGAGGAUAAAUUUUCCAUAAUUUCAACCCUUCAUUUCCGUCUCUAGCAUCCUCUGUUGUCUUUAAAAACCCACUCUUAUCCAUCAGUUAAACUCAUCAUUCAGCUCCAGAUAUUUCCCAUGGCGGCUUCUUUCGUAUCCCUGUCAAAUGUGGGUUUGCUUUCAGGUCCAAAAACCCUAUCAAAGAAUCAAACGCCAUCGCCAACGUGCAGUGCCGUUAAGCUUCCUCGAAAGCUCUCGGUUUCGUCUUCAUCUUCAUCGUGCUUCUUCUCUAGGUCAUUUCGUCUUCCUUCUCUUAAUUCAACCCAAACUAAUCCCCGUGUUCUCCGCCAUAUUCGGGCCAGUGCUGAGGUGGCACCUGUAGAAUCAAAAAUAACAAACAAGGUGUAUUUCGAUAUAAGUAUUGGAAACCCGGUGGGUAAACUGGCUGGAAAAAUUGUGAUUGGAUUGUACGGUGACGAUGUGCCCCAGACUGCUGAGAAUUUCCGUGCUCUUUGCACAGGCGAGAAGGGCUUUGGUUAUAAAGGUUCCGCUUUCCAUCGUGUCAUUAAAGAUUUCAUGAUUCAAGGAGGGGAUUUUGAUAAAGGAAACGGAACUGGAGGCAAAAGUAUAUAUGGACGUACCUUCAAAGAUGAAAACUUCAAGUUAACCCAUACUGGACCCGGAGUUGUUAGUAUGGCAAAUGCUGGCCCAAACACCAAUGGCAGCCAAUUUUUCAUUUGCACUGUCAAGACACCCUGGCUGGAUCAAAGGCAUGUCGUAUUCGGGCAGGUUUUGGAGGGCAUGGACGUUGUUAAGCUGAUUGAAUCACAAGAGACUGAUAGAGGAGACCGUCCUAGAAAGAAGGUGGUGAUCAGUGAUUGCGGUGAGCUUCCAAUUUCCGAACUCUGAUUCUAGUUCAUCCAUCUUUUUUUCCGAUCUUCGGAUUAGUUUACUCCAUAUAAAGGCUCUAGUUUAAAUGAAUGUUGAGUUUCUAGAGGAGGGUUUUAUUUUCUUUAUCUCAUGUAUGAAUGAAUACAAGGAACGAUGAACUCUCUACUCAAAGACAUUUUGAAAAUGACUGAGCUUCCUUUAAAGCCAUUUUGUUUCA
This is a messenger RNA of Hibiscus syriacus, 1111 nucleotides long. RefSeq names its product photosynthetic NDH subunit of lumenal location 5, chloroplastic-like. Gene Ontology annotation, molecular function: peptidyl-prolyl cis-trans isomerase activity. The transcript has 7 exons. The coding region runs from base 142 to 912 and encodes 256 amino acids. The record is from RefSeq and is a predicted model, not a curated record. Lineage: Eukaryota; Viridiplantae; Streptophyta; Magnoliopsida; Malvales; Malvaceae. Gene Ontology annotation, biological process: protein peptidyl-prolyl isomerization; protein folding.